AUGGGGGCGCUACGGUCAGGUGCAUACAAAGUGAACACUGAACAAAGAGCUCUGCUUGCUAUCACAUCCAACAUGUCCUCCAACGGCCUGUCUGACGAAGGGUUCUCUUCCUGGGCUGGUGGUGACUACUGUAGCUGGAAAGAAACAAUUGGGAACAAUCAAAACUUGAGAGUUUUGCAUUUAGAAGGCAACUCCAUUACAGGACAGAUUCCAAGAACCAUGGGUGAUCUAUGCAACUUGACAGAAAUAGAUCUGUCCUAUAACAAACAUCACCGGAAGGAUUCCAGAGAGCUUGGGGAAGCUCGUCUUGCUGCAGGAGAAGGCAACUCCAUUACAGGGCAGAUCCCAAGAACCAUGAGCGAUCUGUGCAACUUGACAGAAUUAAAUCUAUCCCAGAACAAAAUAGAUGGAGAGCUGACAGAUUUGCUAGAUGGUUUGUCUAGUUGUGCUCAUGGAACGCCUCGGCCAUCAUUGAAUGCCCAGGGCAACAAGUUGAGCGGGAGCAUCCCCACAAGGCUUGGCAAAUUAUCUCAAAUAGAGAAUUUAUACCUGUCGUCUAACUCAUUCCAAGGCGACAUCAACGAAACUCACUUUUCGAACCUCACCAAUUUGUACCUUUUGAAUAUCUCUUCCAACUCCUUGAAUGUGAUGCUGUCGAGUGAUUGGAUUCCCCCGUUUACUCAUGUCUUCUACAUUGAUAUGAGCUAUUGUCAUCUACCUGCGUUUCCUAACUGGGUUCGGACCCAAACUAGCUUGAGAUUUCUCUACUUGUCAAGCGUUGGACUGUCGGGAAAUUUUCAAGUUUGGUUUUCCAUUCUCGAGUUGGCCGCUGUUUACUUGGAUUCCAACAACUUGACUGGUCCAUUACCUCAAUUGGGGUCUAUAAUUAGCUGGAUCAAUCUUUCCAAUAACUCUUUUGUUGGCCCUAUACCACUGAGUGUUAACCAUGAUAGUUCCCUCUACUUUUUGCAACUCAUCUCCCAACGAUCUGGUCUAUUUGCACUUGAACAACAACAAACUCUCUGGGAGAUUUCCUUCUUUUCUGAAAAAUUGUGGAAAGUUAACUAUAUUGGACAUGGGCCAGAAAGAUUUUCUCGUGAAAUACCAACAUGGGUCGGCAGCUAUGAAUUUCUGUUGAUUUUUCGUUUGAGCUCAAAUUCAUUCACUGCUGCCAUUCUAGUUGAUCCUGUCCGAAAGUCGAUGAGAUGGAUGUUAGGAGCGUGGUACUCCUGUUGA
Zingiber officinale is the source of this 1236-nucleotide messenger RNA. Its product is annotated as receptor-like protein 47. Gene Ontology annotation, biological process: hormone-mediated signaling pathway. Gene Ontology annotation, molecular function: protein binding. Gene Ontology annotation, cellular component: plasma membrane. Bases 1 to 1236 code for a protein of 411 amino acids. The record is from RefSeq and is a predicted model, not a curated record. NCBI's taxonomy places the organism in Eukaryota, Viridiplantae, Streptophyta, Magnoliopsida, Zingiberales, Zingiberaceae. The transcript is spliced from 4 exons.